Messenger RNA from Vollenhovia emeryi, 636 nucleotides. RefSeq lists its product as uncharacterized. Lineage: Eukaryota; Metazoa; Arthropoda; Insecta; Hymenoptera; Formicidae. The record is from RefSeq and is a predicted model, not a curated record. The coding region runs from base 1 to 636 and encodes 211 amino acids. The transcript is spliced from 5 exons.
AUGGAGAUGAUGCUAACAGUGUUUUUGAUGCGCCAUCGGGAAAGUACGAUGCUGAGGAUCCGUAGGAGACUACGAGAUGCCUCAGAUCCAUUUUCAACGCCAGAAAACGAAUUUACAAGUAUUUAUAGCAGAUUAUCCAGAGAAGCGGUCUGGAUGCUUAUUGAAGAACUGCGUCCUCUACUGCCUGUUCCAAAAAGACGCCAUGCAGUUCCUGUGGAAUUACAAGUACUAUGUGCGUUAAAUUUUAUAGCGGCUGGAUCAUACCAAAAGCGAGUUGGUCAAGACUAUUUGACUUGUAUGAGUCAACCAACAGUGUCCAAGGUUCUUCGCAAUGUCGUUAAUGCAUUAAAUGUAUUAAUGGAUCGAUGGAUCAAGUUUCCUAUUGAAGAUGACGUUCAACGUAUUAAAGAAAGUUACUGGAGACAUACAGAAUUUCCUGGUGUUAUCGGAGCUGUUGAUGGAACACAUAUAGCAAUUGUUCCACCAAGUGCAGGAAGGGAACAUCUGUAUCUGAUUAUGAUUAUUUACAAUCAGUUAAACAGCGUCGUCACGGACUCAUCUCUGGUCGAGUCAAUCGGUCCUCUUUAUGUCAGGCACCAUUUAGAGAUUUACCGAUUGUCAAAAUUAGAAGAUUGA